This is a messenger RNA of Diceros bicornis minor, 2512 nucleotides long. RefSeq names its product lysine acetyltransferase 8 (gene KAT8). Lineage: Eukaryota; Metazoa; Chordata; Mammalia; Perissodactyla; Rhinocerotidae. Gene Ontology annotation, biological process: regulation of DNA-templated transcription. The transcript has 11 exons. Bases 1032 to 2408 code for a protein of 458 amino acids. Gene Ontology annotation, molecular function: histone acetyltransferase activity. The record is from RefSeq and is a predicted model, not a curated record.
GCUGCCAGACAGCUGCAUUCACUGCCCCCCACAACUCCUCAUUUCCCCAAAGCCAAGUUAUCAGCACUUCCCACUGCCAUCCCCCCCAAAUAUCUGACUCAGUUACUUCUUGAUCUGUAACCUCAGGCCUUGAGCAUUCCACCCGUCUUAGAAUUGUUUCGAAGUCCAAUAACCAAAUUAUAAGUCAGAGAAGGUUCAGCGAGUGGCCAAAGGGAAUGUUUACUGAGCACCUACCCUGUCUGGCACUGUGCAAUACACUUGUUUUAUAUACAUAAGAGCUAGAUAAAUAUGUGGUUUAACCUUCAUAUAGUUACAUGGCUUAUACAGUUAUAUAUAGUUUUACCUUCACCUACACUCGGAGAAUGGACACACUUGUACAACUUACCCAGAGUAGAGUCAGAACCCAGGAUUCCUCACUCAUUAAGCCCAAGACACUCUCCAUUAUGUCCACUGCCUUUGGCUAGUGUCUGUUCAGGGGUCGUCUGGUUUGGGGGCCUAAUCAUUUCUUUAGAAAGGCUUGAUUCUGUGAGAAUAAUUUAUUGGCUGUCCCUAGACACACCCGUCCUGCUUCCCCCACCCCAACCGUAUCCUUUUCCCACCCUGAACAAGGAAGGCAGUUUCCUCAAUGUUUAAAAAAAGGGGUGAUCGGUACUAGGCUGGCGAAGUGGGCGGCGCAGGAGUGGGUGUUGAUUCCUGGCUCGAGGCCUGAUAAUUGGCACGUCUUGGCUUCCUCAGGCACCAGGGCCUUUAAAAAGAUCGAGCUGAGUCAUCAGAUCAAGAAAGUCUUUCUCCUCUUUUCAACUCUAGGGUGCAGCCAUAUUCUCACACCGAAAGAAAGGAACCCCAGGGCACUCGGCACAGUAAACGUCAAGCUUGUCUUCGGCGCCGCCCACAUGGCCACACUAACCAAUCACCUCCUGACACGUCACAGACCCCACCCUCCAGCCUGCUGCUGCCUCCGCCACGCGUCGCUGACCCGGAGCUGAAAGCGCUGCGCGGCGCCGGAAUCUGGCGUCACUUCCACCACAGCGAUGGCGGCACAGGGAGCGUCUGCGGCGAUUGCGGCGGCAACUGCAGGGGUCGCGGGGGAGGGCGAGCCCGGGCCCGGGGAGAGUGCGGCGGUCGAGGGGACCGCCCCGUCACCGGGCCGGGUCUCUCCGCCGACCCCGGCGCGCGGCGAGCCGGAAGUCACCGUGGAGAUCGGAGAAACGUACCUGUGCCGGCGUCCGGAUAGCACCUGGCAUUCUGCUGAAGUGAUCCAGUCUCGAGUGAAUGAUCAGGAGGGCCGAGAGGAAUUCUAUGUACACUAUGUGGGCUUUAACCGGCGGCUAGACGAAUGGGUGGACAAGAACCGGCUGGCGCUGACCAAGACAGUGAAGGAUGCUGUGCAGAAGAACUCAGAGAAGUACCUGAGUGAGCUGGCUGAGCAGCCUGAGCGCAAGAUCACUCGCAACCAGAAGCGCAAGCAUGACGAAAUCAACCACGUGCAGAAGACCUAUGCAGAGAUGGACCCCACGACAGCAGCCUUGGAGAAGGAGCAUGAGGCGAUCACCAAGGUGAAGUACGUGGACAAGAUCCACAUCGGGAACUACGAAAUCGAUGCCUGGUACUUCUCACCAUUCCCCGAAGACUAUGGGAAGCAGCCCAAGCUCUGGCUCUGCGAGUACUGCCUCAAGUACAUGAAAUACGAGAAGAGCUACCGCUUCCACUUGGGCCAGUGUCAGUGGCGGCAGCCCCCAGGGAAGGAAAUCUAUCGCAAGAGCAACAUCUCUGUGUAUGAGGUAGACGGCAAGGACCACAAGAUUUACUGUCAGAACCUGUGUCUGCUGGCCAAGCUCUUCCUGGACCACAAGACAUUGUACUUUGAUGUGGAGCCCUUCGUCUUUUACAUCUUGACUGAGGUGGACAGGCAGGGGGCCCACAUCGUCGGCUACUUCUCUAAGGAGAAGGAGUCUCCAGAUGGGAACAAUGUGGCCUGCAUCCUGACCCUGCCUCCCUACCAGCGCCGUGGAUACGGAAAGUUCCUCAUUGCUUUCAGUUAUGAGCUAUCCAAGCUUGAGAGCACGGUAGGCUCACCUGAGAAGCCGCUGUCUGACCUGGGCAAGCUCAGCUACCGCAGCUACUGGUCUUGGGUCCUGCUGGAGAUCCUGCGAGACUUCCGGGGCACACUGUCCAUCAAGGACCUUAGCCAGAUGACCAGCAUCACCCAGAAUGACAUCAUCAGCACCCUACAGUCCCUCAACAUGGUCAAGUACUGGAAGGGCCAGCACGUGAUCUGUGUCACACCCAAGCUGGUAGAGGAACACCUCAAAAGUGCCCAGUAUAAGAAACCACCCAUCACAGUGGACUCUGUCUGCCUCAAGUGGGCACCCCCCAAGCACAAGCAAGUCAAACUCUCCAAGAAGUGAGUGGCCUCUGCCCCUGCUGCUGGACCAUGCCUCCUUGCCCCCUAGCCUGUAAAUAUGUACAGACCUGUUUCAUCAUUUUUUUAAUAAAGUAAGUUCUGCUGGUG